UUGUCCAAUAGUUACCUUCAAAUCGGUCUCCUCGACAAGUGUAGUGAUCUUGCAAUGUUCAAAUUUUUACUCGUAGCAGCACUUGUGCCAGCACUGAGUCUGGCUCAAAGUCUCUUUCCACGACAAUGUCCAAACGGUGCCUCAAUGCCGGCAUACAUGGAGAUUAACGGUUGCACCACAUCACCUUGUACGAUUCCGGUCGGAGAUCCGAUUGCUGCCUAUGCCAAGGGCAUUGUGAGUCCGGUGGCCACGGCAACCCUAACGCCCAGCUUGGCGAUCCGGUUACUGGGUCUGGAAAUACCGUUCCCGAUUCCGGAUGAACUUCAAGAUGCUUGCGCUGUCGGCACGGAACCUGGAACCUGCCCGGUAGCGGCAGGUCAGGAAUUUGACUACAUCCUGUACUACGAAGAUGAACCGUUCCCGAUCUCAGGUGUAACGGUCGAAAUCGAGGUUGGACUGAAGGCCGAUGAUGGUAGCUAUAUUACGUGCGUUGCUUUCGAUGUUUACAUUCAAUCGUAAAGUAGCUAGGAUAAAUAAAUGUUCUGUUUCGGUAAAGUUGACCAAUAGA
This is a messenger RNA of Wyeomyia smithii (pitcher-plant mosquito), 568 nucleotides long. RefSeq names its product NPC intracellular cholesterol transporter 2-like. Bases 55 to 519 code for a protein of 154 amino acids. NCBI's taxonomy places the organism in Eukaryota, Metazoa, Arthropoda, Insecta, Diptera, Culicidae. The record is from RefSeq and is a predicted model, not a curated record. The transcript is spliced from 2 exons.